Cinclus cinclus is the source of this 5688-nucleotide messenger RNA. RefSeq names its product RAP1B, member of RAS oncogene family (gene RAP1B). The coding region runs from base 166 to 720 and encodes 184 amino acids. Gene Ontology annotation, molecular function: GTPase activity; GTP binding; GDP binding. The record is from RefSeq and is a predicted model, not a curated record. Gene Ontology annotation, biological process: negative regulation of synaptic vesicle exocytosis; Rap protein signal transduction; cellular response to cAMP. Gene Ontology annotation, cellular component: plasma membrane. The transcript has 8 exons. Lineage: Eukaryota; Metazoa; Chordata; Aves; Passeriformes; Cinclidae.
ACGGCCCCGAGCCGCGCCCCGGCACAGGCGGCGAGCGAAGCCGAGCGGAGCGCGGCGGGCUCAGCGCAGCGCAGCGGGAUCGGCCGGCGAGGCGGCGGCGCGCGGUCGGCGGGGAGCGGAGGCGCUGUCGCUGUCCGGUAUUGAGGGUGAUUUAUCUCUUGCAUCAUGCGUGAAUACAAGCUAGUGGUUCUUGGUUCUGGAGGUGUUGGAAAGUCUGCUCUGACUGUGCAGUUUGUUCAAGGAAUAUUUGUUGAAAAAUACGAUCCUACGAUAGAAGAUUCCUACAGAAAGCAAGUUGAAGUAGAUGCACAACAGUGUAUGCUUGAAAUCUUAGAUACUGCAGGAACGGAACAGUUUACAGCAAUGAGAGAUCUGUACAUGAAAAAUGGACAAGGUUUUGCAUUAGUAUAUUCCAUCACAGCUCAGUCCACAUUUAAUGAUUUACAGGAUCUAAGAGAACAGAUUCUUCGAGUCAAAGACACUGAUGAUGUGCCGAUGAUUCUGGUUGGCAAUAAGUGUGACUUGGAAGAUGAAAGAGUUGUGGGAAAGGAACAAGGUCAGAACCUAGCAAGGCAAUGGAAUAACUGUGCAUUCUUAGAGUCUUCUGCAAAAUCAAAGAUAAAUGUUAACGAGAUCUUUUAUGACCUUGUGCGACAAAUUAACAGAAAAACUCCAGUGCCUGGAAAAGCACGCAAAAAGUCAUCAUGUCAGCUACUUUAAUGCUUAGCUGUACUGUAGCUCUGAGCCAGGUCUGAAGAACUGUUGCCCAAUUCAACAGUGCCAGCAUUCCAACUUUAUUAAACCUACCAACAUCUUAAAUGGACUUUCCUGUGGUGGUACCCUUUAAGAAAUGGAUGAAAGCUACAUCAGUUUGCACAUUCUAUCACUUUCCAGUGUCAUGAGAGAUUUUUACUUCUAAAUAUUCUGUGUAUGCAACUGGUAAAACCAGAGCCUACAUCCAGUAUUACUGAUAAAGAGACAUUGUUCAUCCACCAAUGUUGUACAUGUAUGAAAACUGUGUACUGUAUACUUCAACAAUCCCCACUUUCUAUUGGAGAGUACAAUAAUGUAAAUCCUAAAAGCACCACUAUUUUAGCAUAAUAAAAGAAAGUCCAAAGAGCUCCUAUAUAGACUACUCCAGAUAACUUUGCUUCAUCGGUAUUUGUAGCUUAUUGUAACUUUUUUAAAGAAGUACAGGAUCAUCAUCAUCAUCAUCUUAUUGUACAAAAGCGCUUUGAUUAACACAAUGGCUAUAUAGUUUUUUAAUUUUAGGAAAAACCUGUGGAGACAGUGACCUAGUCUUUGAGUCCUUUCAGUAUAAUGUCUGACUAAAGACAUGGCCUUUAAUAUCUGUUGGGAAGGAAAUGUCCAGACUUUUCAACCUUUUAUUGUAUGUUUCCUUUUCCUUGUUUACAUAGGGAACAAUGUUUAUAGUUGUGUGUACAGUGGGGGUCUACAACAAGAAGUGUAUAUUUUAAAACAAUUUUUUAAUGAUUUAACAAUUUUUUGUAAAUCAUUUUCGGGCUUCUGCAGCUGUAGAUUCUCACUGUGAAUUCCCUUGCUUGCUCAUGCAUAAGUGUAUUUGCAAUACCAAAUAUACAGGUUUAGUACUUUUGCCUGUUAGUGAUUGUUUUACAUGUGUAACGUUUUGGUUGAGAUGUUAAAUGGUGGAAGAGUACUGUGGAUGUGAAUGUGGGAAGUAAUUUUAAUCAUGUGUAAUUGGUCACAGGGCCUAAGUUGCAGUAAUUAACUUUUGCUGAUUUAUUUAACAAUGCCUUGUUGCUUUGUAUGCAUUAACGUUUGGGUGUAAAGAUUGUGUGUAUAUCCAACAGGGAGCCACAGUAUUUAAAUUGACCAACCUAAUGUUACAACUGCUUUGAGGUGGCCAAAUGUAAACUAAAAGCCUUAAUUAAAGUGGUGCAAUUUUGUAUGACUUAGCAUCAGUAGUUCAAUAAAUUUGGAUUGCCAUGCAAGGGCUUGCAUUACAGUUAUACUACUUGAAUGUUUUGUGUUUUAGUAGUGCUAGUAAGUAUUGGUUUUUAAAUCUCUUGCACAGUGCAGAUUCAUACAUCUUAGGAUGAAGAGGAACCUCUGUGUCUUUGUCUUCUGAAAAAUACAUGCCAUAGAUAUUUCUUCUAAUGGUAUCCCAUGUGUUAGUGUGAAUGAAUUUCUGACUGAAUGAAAUUCCAUUUAUUUCUGGACUUGGAAUACUCCAAGCUUUAACAAAAGAAACAGUCUAACAGAAAAAUACCUGUCUUCAAAGGUUACACUAUCAGUGGCUGUUUUGGAAACUUGAAAAUAUGUCACCUGCUAUUUUCCUUCUUUCCAGGGAGAAUUAAUUAUUAAAAUUUACUUAGUCUAGCAAAAAAAAAAAAAUAUGACAGAAUGAUUUCUUUUCCUGCAUUAUUUUUGCAUGAACCAAAUUUUGUUUGGUUUCAAGGAAAUCUGCAGAAGGGCAUUCUUACAGAAUUGACUGUAGAAUUUUGCAGACUUGAAAUACCUGUUAAUAGUGUUGGACUGGGAAUUGGAAUGCAUGGACUGUAGAUGAUUUCCUGAUCUUGGCUGUGCUGCUGAAAAUUAAUGUCACACCCAAAUACUUGGUACCUCCUGUUUCUCUGGCACAGAAUUGUCAGAGAGCUUGUUCAAAUUCAUUCCUGCAAAUUCAAACAGAUUAGGGUAGUUAAUACGGGUAAGCUUUGAGAUGGUUUAUGUUGCCCAAAGUGAAUUAAGGAGUCCAGCUGAUCCUUCCUGCUGGUAGUUUCAUCAGUCUUCACCAUUGUUUAAUGGAGGUAAUAUACUUCUACUGUGCAGAGCCAGAUUUAAGAUUCAAAUUCCUUUUAAUUUAUCAUUAAAAACUCUAAGAUGUGAUGAUCUCCAUCCUGCUUGGUCCCCAGAGUAGAAGAGACUGGAGCACUAGAUGUCCUACUUCUUUUUUCACUAGGUACCUACCUUCUUUGGUGAGCUAAUCAGAAUUUUUUUUUAUUUUCAUUUCCAACCUCUGCUUAUCCAAGUCUUGUAACAUUUUCAUGUCCCAGCUGUCCUUUUAUUGGUCUUUUUAAUGUGUUUCUUUUCCAGGCAGCUGUACAGAUGGCAUUGGGUAGGAGUGAGAGAAAACGUCUUUGAGAACAUUAUAAGAAAGGGCCUUGGUCUGGUCUUGAUGUCCAGCCAAAGAAUACUAUUGACAGGGAAGAUUAGGCUUUGUCCUGAAAAGCUCUUUACUGAAACAUUCUUGGUGGUUCUGUUCCUCAGCAUUAGAGGUAUUCAGUUGGCUCAAAUCCUUAAGGAAGUAAAAUUACAGAAUCUCUAGGCCUUAGCAUCUAAAGAUUGUGCUAAAGAAGGGAAAUAUGUUCCACACCCCCCACCCCCCCCCCCCCCCCGCCUCGUGUUUAGAACUUAUGUCAGAUGUGUGAAGCCAGCCCCUUGUAACCCGGGUAACACUUGAAAAUUCAGGCAAGCAUGAAGGGAGCAGUGUCCAUAUUGUUAAAGGGAAGAUGCCUGACAAAAAUGUUGCUGAUGAAAUGUAAAGAAAAACACUUAAGAAUUAUCUUCACCUCUAAAUAAUUGUGGUGUAAAAAGCUUUGUGAGCACCCAGUUCCCCAUGGGAAUUGGAACAAUGUAAGCAGUUACCUAUUCUAGAAAAGUAUCCUGUCUACUGAGAUUUUUGAACAAACUUGUCUUCAAGACAAUGCCAUUAUGUACCAAUGCUUAAAAAGUUCACACUUGAAGUACUUGUACAGAAACGGAACACUUCUCUUAAAGCUUUGGAUGAAAACAUGCAUAACUCACAUUUUGAGAAUUAUUGCAGGCGUUUUUGCAAAUUUGGUGUUAAUACAUGUUACUGCUUGUAUAGUUAGCCUAUGCUUACAGUGCACACUGCUUCCUUUCCUCUCUAAUCUGAAACUGAUAUAUGUCAGUAUUUAAAGUCUGAGCCUUUUAUGGAAAAAGUAGUAUUUAUGUCCUGAAAUACAGAAGUAUUAUUUAAUGGAAUUGCACUCUUCCUAUUAGGACUUUUUUCUUGCAAUAUCUUACCUUAUCCUAGUACCCUGUUUCAUUCUCAAAUUAUUCUGUGAAAUGAAUGUCACUUGCCUAUCUUAGAGGACUAUUUUGAGACAUGGCAAGAUGUUUUCAGAUGUCCAAAUGAGCUGUGUAAGCUCAAACUGCUACUGCUCUCCUGCAUAAGAGACCUAAAUUCUGGAAAAGUAUUGUAGAGUUAGAUAUUACAGUUGUUUCAUGAGGCGUACUGAUUCUGAGAUGCUAGAAAUGAAAGGUGGCAGGAGUUUGAAACUGGGAUUAAAAUGUUAGUAGAAUUGCAGUUCUCUUAUGGAUGAAGAGUGAAGAUGAGAAUUUUUCUUUUAAAAUGCUGUCAACAAGCUGGAUGAAUCAUACAUCAUUAAUUUUUUUGCUAAGUUUUCUAAACUUUGCCAGUUUUGAAAAUAGGGAAGAAGUUUGGCCACAAUACUGUACUAGUUCUAGAUAUACUUCAGUUUAGACAUACCAACAGUAGAAAGUUACACUAGGUGUGAGUGGUCAAAAAUAGUCUAUGUACAGCUAUGUAGCACUUUUUAAAUUGUAAUCUGAUGAUGCAGCCAAGCGUAGACAAAAAGCUUUUUGUUCAAUUUUAAAAUGCUGUCCCAACAGCAUUAGGCUAUAUUUCAAUUUAUUGCUUUUAUUUUGCCUGUGUGUGGGGAGAAAGAUAAAGACAAAUAAAAAGUUGAUUAAAUAUAUAACAAAUGCAAUUUUAAGUUGUUCUCUAAGGUAGCAUUAGAGUACGAGUUAUUAAAUUAGGUUUUUAUUUCUGAAUCUCAAGCAUGUUAUACUUUUCUUUCACAGGCUUAUGAACAACUUGAUGACUUCUAAAACCUCAUCUACCUUUUCCAUUUUAUAAACUCUGGAAUGCCACUUCUAUUUGUGGAAAACUGCAUUCUGAGUCUUGAACUAAAAGACAAGCCAAGUUGUUUCGUAGUCUUGAUUUUGUUCACAGUGUUUCAAAUCUGGGCUUCAAACAACAUAAAUGUGGAUUUUGCUGUGUUUUAUGUGUUUGGGAUUUUGGGGGGAGUUGUUUGUUUGUUUGUUCAUUCUAAAUAACUUCCAACGCGUUUAUUUUCAGAAGUCUGAGUCAUCAAGCAGAGAGUGACUUCCUGUUUUCUAAGAGUUGUCUUUAGGUGGAGAUUUGUUAAUGGAUAAAAUAAUCUCUUUGCAGUUCCACUGUACUCACUUCAGUCUCAAGAGAUCCUAAUUCUGCCAAACAACAAACUACAGCUUCAUUGUUUUAAGAAAGUUUACUACCACCAGGAUUUUUUUUCAUUGAAGUUGUGACUGGGGUGAACUUCAUUGAGAACCAUUGUAAUUUCUAAUUAAUUUAUGUAAUGUCUUUUGUUUACCAUGGACUUGGAGGUGUGGGGCAUUUCUGCAACCUUGAAUACUGAGUGAAAUCCUAGUGGGUGUUACAGUUCAUUCUUUUGUUACUUUGCUUUACUUUUUCAUACUAUGUGGCAUUUUAAACUUCCAAAUUUAGUAGGGAGCAAAUUCAGUAGCUUCACUCCUAUAUUAAGUACAAAAAGAUCUUUUCAUGUGAAAUUCCAGCUCUUAUCAGCUGGGUUUACUGCUUGUAAUGCACCCAGUAGCAACAAAGACCCUUGGCAGUACUGUCAUGAUUUUCAGACACAAAUAAAAUAAGUUACAAAUUUG